AGACGGGCCGCGGAGCACCCGCGGGGAGGCCGGCGCGCUCGGCUCCGCGUACUGGGUCUCGGUCGCCGCGCCCGGCCGGCCCCGCGCGGAUGGAGGCGGCGGCGGGACGCCUGCGCGCGGACGCCGCCUGCUGCUGACCAGCCUGGGGUUUAUGGAGAGGGGCUCGGAGGGCAGCUCUGGGUACCGCCACGCCCAGCAUCGCCGCCGCGCCUGCUGCUGAGGCCCCCGCGCCCCCGGCCCUCACCAUUGCCCUCGCCCACCCAUGGCCCCCGCUGCCCGGCCCUGGGCCGGCUCCGCCGCCUGAGCCCCCUGCCCGCCUCCAGGACUCGCCGUGCCCCGAUGGGGUAACGUGACGGCCGCCCCGCGCCACAGCCGCCGCCUGCCCGCCACCCCAGGGCCACCCCGUUGGUUCAGUUCAAGUUCCUUUUUUCUUUGCUCUCUGGGGGUUUGGGGCCUUUGAGCCAAGGCGGCCGGUGACCCGUCCACUGAUGCAGAGAGGGUGUCCCCGGCGACAGCACAGCGCCGGCCACAGCCACGGCCGCCGCGGCCGCCGUCCCCUUGGCCUUUGGAAAGUUUCCUCGGCUGAGUUUUUUGGGUCGUCGUCAUCUUCUCUUUUGCCCCCUUGUCAUUACCCAGCUCUGGGAGGCGCGCGCUUGGACUCGCCCGUUUUCCUUCCUGGGGGCUGUUUCGUUCCUUUUGUUUCCUAAUCAUCCUCACCUCCCCGGGCACCAUCCUCCCCCCUCCCAAGUAUUUGCACAAUAUUUGUGCGGGGCGUGGGGGGCGGGUUUUUUAGAAAGCGUUUCCGCUCUCGGACAAGCACAGGGGUCCGCUUCUGCCUGGGCCCGGGGUGCCGGUGGGCCGGCCUCUCCCUCGGCCGGGGCGCAGCCAUGGCGCGGAUGAACCGGCCGGCGCCGGUGGAGGUGGAAUACAAGAACAUGCGCUUCCUCAUCACGCACAACCCCACCAACGCCACCCUCAGCACCUUCAUCGAGGAUCUGAAGAAAUACGGGGCCACCACGGUGGUGCGUGUCUGCGAGGUGACCUAUGACAAGGCCCCGCUGGAGAAGGACGGCAUCACUGUCGUGGACUGGCCGUUUGACGAUGGGGCGCCCCCGCCAGGGAAGGUGGUGGAGGACUGGCUGAGCCUGCUGAAGACCAAGUUCUGUGACGACCCGGGCAGCUGCGUGGCCGUGCACUGCGUGGCCGGCCUGGGACGGGCUCCGGUUCUCGUGGCGCUGGCCCUCAUCGAGAGCGGGAUGAAGUAUGAGGACGCCAUCCAGUUCAUCCGGCAGAAGCGGCGUGGAGCCAUUAACAGCAAACAGCUCACCUACCUGGAAAAGUACCGGCCUAAGCAGAGACUGCGGUUCAAGGACCCGCACGCACACAAGACCAAGUGCUGCGUCAUGUAGCUCAGGACCUCAGCGCCUGGCCGCCGGGUCCGAGGGCUCCCUGGCCGCGGUGCCUCCGGCUCGCCUUCUCUGCCGACACCUCAGCACGCCCGCCACCAGUGGUCCAGCUUCCGCCCCGCCGGCUCCUUCGUCUGUCCCCCUGCGUCCCUGUCCUCGCGCCUUUGCGCGCGCGCGUGUGUGUGUGUGUGUGUGUGUGUGUCUGCCACUGUCUGGUCCGUCCUUCCCUUUGUUUCCAUGCCCUAUAUCUGUCUCUCCCUCUGGGCCCUGUGUCUGUCCCUGGGCCCUGUGUGUGACUCUCUGUCCCUGUGCCUUGUGUCUCUCUCUGGGUCCUGUGACUCUGUCCCUCUGAGGCUUUAUUGCCCCUCAGUCCCCCCACUCCCUGUGUCCUUGGCUCUCCUCCCCAUGCCCCCCGCCCCCUGGCAGCUCUCUUCUCUGGCCUGUUUGUUUGGGGGCAGACGGUGUAUUUUUUAACCACUGGGCCCGGCCCUUCCUCUGCAGCCCCUCACCCUGACCUGUUCUUGGCACCUUAAGUUAUUGGGUCUGGGGCGGUCAGGUGUUCCGGACACUCGAAGGCAAUAAAACCGGACCCUGA
Molecule: messenger RNA, 2001 nt
Organism: Phacochoerus africanus (Common warthog)
Lineage: Eukaryota; Metazoa; Chordata; Mammalia; Artiodactyla; Suidae
Gene: PTP4A3
Product: protein tyrosine phosphatase 4A3
Exons: 6
Coding region: 888-1409 (173 amino acids)
Biological process (GO): endothelial cell migration; protein dephosphorylation
Cellular component (GO): nucleus
Molecular function (GO): protein tyrosine phosphatase activity
Source: RefSeq, a predicted model, not a curated record